Messenger RNA from Paraglomus brasilianum, 325 nucleotides. Lineage: Eukaryota; Fungi; Glomeromycota; Glomeromycetes; Paraglomerales; Paraglomeraceae. The record is from the annotation of a GenBank genome assembly.
UACAUCAGAUUCUAUCACCAAUGCAAGUCCAGUGACGCCUCCAAUAUCUUCACCUAACCAGUUUCCCCCUCAACUGACGAUUCUUCCUCGAGUGGAGUCCCUUAUUAAUUCACCAACAUCUCCUGCAUCACCUAAUCAGCCACUGCGUACAGCGAGUGAUCAUCCUUUUAUGAGGGAUGAAGUCGGAAGGAAAGUCAGAGAAGCGUCAGUCAUUACGGGACAUGGGUUGGGGAGAGAUUUAGAACAUUUGGGAAACGGGGAUGGUGAGAAAGACAAAGAUAAAAACACCGAGUCGGAGGAGAACGUGAAGACAAAAAAUGAGGAG